CAAGAAGAAAAAAAGCAAAGACAAAAUGGGUGAGAUCACCAAGGAAGAAGUGGAGAAAUACUUAGGAAACAACCCUCAGUUUGCAAAGGAGUAUUUUGACAAGAAGCUGAGGGCGGAGGUGCUGGGAGAAGUCUUCAAAGGCAGCCCAGUCCCCCUCAAGGAAGAUACAUCCUUCAGUGAGAUGACCCAAGUGGAGGAAUCAGCUUUGCUCUUUGAAUUGCUGCAGAACGUCCAAGAUGAGGCAGCCAGCAUGGAGGCAGUGGUGCACAAGAAUCUACAGAGGAUUUCCCAAUUGCUUUCCGCCGACCGCUGUAGCAUGUUCAUUUGCCGAUCGCGCAAUGGCAUUCCAGAGGUGGCGUCGCGGCUGCUCGAUGUCACCCCGACCUCUAAGCUGGAGGACAACCUUGUGUCUCCUGACAAAGAAGUUGUUUUUCCUCUAGACAACGGGAUUGUGGGUUGGGUUGCUCAUACUAAAAAAUCCUUUAAUAUUCCGGAUGUAACCAAGAACAGCCAUUUUUCAGACCUUCUGGAUAAGCAAACUGGUUAUACCACUAAAAACAUGCUGGCAAUGCCUAUCGUGAUGGGCAAGGAGGUUCUUGCUGUUAUGAUGGCUAUCAACAAAAUCAAUGAGCCUGAGUUUACUAAGCAGGAUGAAGAGGUUUUUUCCAAAUACCUCAGUUUUGUUUCUUUUGUUCUAAGGCAGAACCACCUAUCAUACCUUCACAGUAUUGAAACUCGAAAAACUCAGGUCCUUUUAUGGUCAGCCAACAAAGUAUUUGAAGAACUUACAGAUAUUGAACGGCAAUUUCAUAAAGCCCUAUAUACCAUUAGAGUCUAUCUGAACUGUGAAAGAUACUCCAUCGGCCUACUGGACAUGACCAAAGAAAAGGAGUUCUAUGAUGAAUGGCCAAUCAAGCUUGGAGAAGUAGAGCCCUACAAAGGUCCAAAGACACCAGAUGGCAGAGAAAUUAUCUUUUAUAAGAUUAUUGAUUAUAUUCUGCAUGGAAAAGAAGAGAUCAAAGUCAUCCAGACGCCUCCUGCAGACCACUGGUCUCUUGUUAGUGGGUUGCCAGCAUAUGUUGCUGAACAUGGAUUUAUUUGUAAUAUGAUGAAUGCACCAGCAGAUGAAUAUUUCACAUUUCAGAAAGGACCCGUUGAUGAAACAGGCUGGGUCAUUCAAAAUGUCCUCUCCCUACCCAUUGUCAACAAGAAAGAAGACAUUGUGGGAGUCGUGACAUUCUACAAUCGAAAAGACGCAAAGCCCUUUGAUGAAUACGAUGAGCAAAUCACUGAGAUUCUCACACAGUUUCUUGGUUGGUCUCUUUUAAAUACUGAUACUUAUGAUAAAAUGAAUAAACUUGAAAACAGAAGGGACAUUGCUUAUGAAAUGCUCAUGUAUCAGACCAAAGCUACUGCUGGUGAAAUUGAGUCUAUUUUGAAAUACAAAGAAAAGUUGAAUACAAAUAUUAUUGACGAUUGUGAAGAAAAGCAACUCAUCCAGAUUUUGAAAGAGGAGCUGCCGAACCCAAUGGAUGUAGAACUUUAUGAGUUCCACUUCAGUGACUUUCCCAUUACAGAGCAUGGAUUGAUAAAAUGUGGGAUCCAAUUAUUUUUUGAAAUAAAAGCUGUGGAAAAGUUCAAAGUGCCUGUGGAGGUCCUUACAAGAUGGAUGUACACAGUGAGAAAAGGUUACCGAUCUGUCACCUAUCACAACUGGAGGCAUGGAUUCAAUGUGGGACAGACAAUGUUUACCCUACUAAUGACAGGAAAACUGAAGAAAUAUUAUACCGAUCUGGAAGCCUUUGCUAUGAUUGCAGCUGCUUUCUGCCAUGAUAUUGAUCACAGAGGCACCAACAAUUUGUUUCAGAUGAAAUCUGCAUCGCCCUUAGCCAAACUUCAUGGAUCUUCCAUUUUGGAGAGACACCACCUGGAGUUCAGUAAGACUCUGCUACAUGAUGAGAGUUUAAACAUCUUCCAGAACCUCAAUAAGCGCCAGUUUGAAACCGUUAUUCAUCUAUUUGAAGUGGCAAUAAUAGCAACUGACCUGGCUUUAUAUUUCAAGAAAAGAACCAUGUUUCAAAAGAUUAUUGACACUUGUGAAAAAAUGGAAACUGAAGAGGAGGUCAUUAAGUAUAUAUCCAUUGACCCAACCAAAAAAGAGGUUAUCAUGGCAAUGAUGAUGACAGGGUGUGACCUCUCUGCUAUAACCAAGCCUUGGGAGAUCCAAAGCCAGGUAGCCCUUAUGGUUGCAAAUGAAUUUUGGGAACAAGGAGAUCUGGAGAGAAGAGUAUUGCAACAAAAACCAAUUCCUAUGAUGGACAGAGAAAAAGGAGAUGAACUACCCAAGCUCCAAGUUGGUUUCAUCGAUUUUGUGUGUACUUUUGUAUACAAGGAAUUCUCCCGGUUUCACAAAGAAAUUACACCAAUGUUAAAUGGUCUUCAAAACAACAGAGUAGAGUGGAAAUCCCGAGCUGAUGAAUAUGAAGAAAAAAUGAAGGUGAUAGAAGAAGAAAAGAAAAAACAGGAAGAAGCCAACACAGCUCCAAAAGCUGAAGAAGAUGUAGGAAAUACUGCGAAAAGUGGUGAUGACAAAAAGUCCAAAACGUGUGAUAUUUUGUAA
This is a messenger RNA of Sarcophilus harrisii (Tasmanian devil), 2620 nucleotides long. It is a transcript of the gene PDE6C, whose product is annotated as phosphodiesterase 6C. Lineage: Eukaryota; Metazoa; Chordata; Mammalia; Dasyuromorphia; Dasyuridae. Gene Ontology annotation, biological process: signal transduction; visual perception. The coding region runs from base 26 to 2620 and encodes 864 amino acids. The record is from RefSeq and is a predicted model, not a curated record. Gene Ontology annotation, molecular function: protein binding; 3',5'-cyclic-nucleotide phosphodiesterase activity. The transcript is spliced from 22 exons.